CUCAUUAUGAAUUGCAACGAGCUCCAAGAAAGCGCCACUGGGGAGCGCUAUAUGAUUAAGCGGCCCAAGGCGCUGCAGUGGUUCCAUAAUGGGCGACUCGUGAAGGAGAGCGAUGAGGAGAGACAAGCAGGUCGUUUUGAGCUCUUCCUCGAUCUGUUGUAUGUCGCCAUAGUAGCGAACUUCAGCGAUGACCUCGCAGAGAAUCCAGAUGGCCAGCAUCUCGCCAAAUACAUUCUCAUUUUUGCGCCCGCAUGGCAUAUCUGGGUCGAUCUCCGCGAAAUCAUGAACUCGUACUACACAGAUGACCUCCUCCAGCGACUCAUCAUCUUAUGGGUCAUGGCGCUCUUGGUUCUCUACGCGAAUAAUGCUCGUCUCGUUGAUGAAGACUUAUCGGCAAUGCAAACGACUGCUGGCGCGUACGUCGUCGCCCGUUUCACCACCAUGUGCGCGUUUCUAGUCUGCUCUUUCGCCAGCUAUCAGCACCGCAUGCAGGCUCGUAUCUUGGCCUUUUUCAUGUUUAUAGGCCUGUUUAUCACUAUUCCGCUCUUCUUUGAAGAGGUUAGCAUUGAGGCCAAAAUCGCUGUUGUCGCUGUUAUUAUCUUUUACCAAGAGGUAACUUGGUCAAUCACUUUAAGUCCAUGGAUAAAGCGCAAAUUGAAACUUACGUACAGCACGGCGGUUGACAUUGCUCAUGAAAUCGACCGCAUGGCUGCAUUUUUCAUCAUUAUUCUUGGCGAAUUCGUAUACAGCGUCAUUGUUGGAGACCCAGCUGGGGUAGGCUUGACGCAGGGUUAUGCCAAAGCUGCUUUCACCCUCAUCAUUGCAUUCUGUCUCAAUUGGAUAUACGUCAGCGGUGAUGGGAGCUUGGAGGCAACGCAUCCAAUUCGGAGAUCUGCUUGGACGGCCUUUGGCUUCUUUCUGCUCCAUUUGCCAUUAUCCGCGUCGUUUCUCAUUGGCGGUCACAUUGCAGCCAUUAGUACACGACUAGAUGAGUUUGAAGACGGACAGCGAUGGUUACUGGGAGGAGGUCUGGGCGUCGGCAUGUUUUGUCUCUGGAUCUAUGGCAUGUUGUAUCGCACGCACGAUGAAGAUUGCCUAAUUCUGUCAAAGACGCCUCGUAUCGGCAUGCGUCUAGUCGUUGCCAUUAUUCUUCUUGCGUUGCCCGCAACAAAUGACAGCUUAUCCACCACGGAUUUUAUGGCCAUAGUCAUGUCACUCUUUGCAUUUUUGAUUAUCUGGGAGACCAUUGGAGGACUUCUCAAGGGCGCUCAAUUUUUUGAACCGUGGACUGAUCGAAAUCCGCCUAUAAGAGACGACCGACACAUGCCUUCUGUCUCUCAUAUCCGAGGCGGUCUAGCAAACGCCCGACGGGAGUUUGCCAGGCAUGUCAAUACAGCCAGCCUGCCCAAUGCUAUUCACAAGCCUGAUGAAGAAGCUCGCAGCAUUCACUAUCGCACCGAAACUUCAAUGACUUGCUCCGAUAGCUCAUCUAUUAAGACAAUAAACCACGUAGAAGACGAUAAUAGCGUUACUGACGACAUCAUCGGCGAAUGCUCGAGCUAUUCCACUGCGACACAAAAUUAUUCUGAAACAACUGCAAAAGCGACUGCAAACGCUGAAGCCACUGCUUCAAGUACCGAAGAUAUGAAUGGGGCACAAGAACCUUCCGCACAACUCUCUGCUGAUGGAGCUCAGACAGCGGUUCAGCGACUUGGAAAAGCUGCUCGCGAGAAUCCUAUGCUCGCUGCAGCUACGGUAGUCACUGGAGCUGGAGUUGCUGUCGUUGCUGUUCCCGCUCUUAUCACUGCCCCUAUCAUGGGAAUAGCUGGAAUGGCGGGAUUUACCCAGGCAGGAAUAGCUGGAGCAUCUAUUGCAUCGGCACUACAAGCAAGCAUCGGCAACGUUGCCGCCGGAAGCAUUUUUGCGACGGUACAAAGCGCUGCUGCUGGAGGAUACGGCGUGGCAGCUUUGGCUGGCACGGCUCAGGCUGUUGGAGGCGCUGUUGCUGGUGCUGGGAGCAUUGGAACAGCUUGGACUUGGUUGAGAGGCAAACCGAAAGCAGAGCCAUCAAAGCAGUAGCACGUACCAAAGAACAGGGUUGGGUAUAUAAUGAGGCGGUUUUCAGAACUACUCACUCUCAACCUUUGCAUUAACACAUAUGACAGCAUCUAGAAUCAUAAGAGCAUCAAGAUUUUGCAUCGAUAUAGAUGGGAAUAUAACAGCAGAAUCCCAUAUUGAUACAGGUGUUCUGGCAUACUUUGCAUUGGAACAGGUACAUGUGU
Trichoderma asperellum CBS 433.97 is the source of this 2282-nucleotide messenger RNA. RefSeq lists its product as uncharacterized. Gene Ontology annotation, cellular component: membrane. The record is from RefSeq and is a predicted model, not a curated record. Lineage: Eukaryota; Fungi; Ascomycota; Sordariomycetes; Hypocreales; Hypocreaceae.